AUGUCCACCACCAUUAUCAUCGUUGACUGGUCGGAACUUACGCCGGCGCUCCUCCAGACUAUUGCGGGAAACCUCCGUAGACAAGCCGAUUACAUCCGAUUCCGAGCAGUCUGCUCAAGCUGGCGCGCCGCUGCUCCCUUAACUCCCCGCCAUAUUCCACGCGAAUUCCCAUGGCUCAUGCUCCGGCCGGGCCGAUCUGCGCUUUUCCCUCAUCGGCGUGCCUUCCUGGACGCUCUUAGUAACAAGAUACACCUUCUUACGCUGCCAGAAGCCUCCCUAAGCCGCCGCCGCGUCGGCUCCUCCCACGGCUGGCUCAUCCUUAUCGACGAAUCCCCUUCUAUUUUCCUCAUUAACCCUAUUACCCGCGCCAAAGUUAAUCUCCCAGCGCUUUCAACUUUUCCAAAUGUCCUAAAUUUCGAUUUCUACAGCGUAGGCCGUGAAUACACGCUCCGGUCUCCAGACGCUGACGUCUAUAAUUGUAAUCUAAGGAAAAUGCGCGACUCUUUUAUUAAAAAAGUCAUCCUCUCUCACAACCCUUACAAUGACUCGAAUUUCACUGCCUUCGCGAUUCUUAAUUGGUCCGGAGAUCUCGCGUAUUGUGAAAAGGGGGAAAAUUCCUGGAAAUUCAUUGACGAAGCGCGAUCAUAUUGUGAGGAUCCAAUUGGCGGGGAUAUGCAGUAUUUGGUGGAUGCAAUGGGAGAAUUAUUGUUGAUCACGCGGUACUUAGAGCUUGAGACUGAUCCCGAGCGUGUGGAACAUCAGUUUGACAAUGUGUACAAGACAGUGAAGUUUUGCGUGUGGAGGUUGGAUUUGAGUGGUCCGAAGUGGGAGAGAAUCAUGACUUUGGGAGAUAGAGUGCUGUUUUUGGGGGAGAAUUUAUCAUUGGCGAUAUUGGCGACUGAUUAUCCAGGUUGUAAAGGUAACAGGAUUUACUUUGCGGAUGAUUAUUCUGAAGCAAAUUAUGAUGGAAAUCACGGAAUCAGUGGGGAUCAUGAUGUGGGGUUUUACAAUUUGGAGGAUGGGAGUUCUGCUGAUGUUCCUGCAAGUGGAGUGAGUGACUUACAUGCAUAUGAAGAUCAUGUAUUUAUUGAUCACAAUGAAGAGGCACAUACUACAGAUCACAAUGAGUCACUUGUUUCACCUCAACAUGAUGCACCUGUUGAAGUAAAACAUGAUGCACCUGCUGAUGCAUCAUGUGUUGAUGAAACCCCUGCUGCUUCACCCCAUGUUGAUACACCACCAGCAGAUGCACCACCUUCCCCUACAGAAGAUCAUGUACCUACAGAUGCACCACCGGAUGAUGCACCUGUUAUUGCUAAAAAUGUGGACCAUACCAACACUAGAUAA
Fraxinus pennsylvanica is the source of this 1347-nucleotide messenger RNA. The record is from the annotation of a GenBank genome assembly. NCBI's taxonomy places the organism in Eukaryota, Viridiplantae, Streptophyta, Magnoliopsida, Lamiales, Oleaceae.